UCAUAAUUUCUUCCCUUUGCAUUCAUUGCUUUUGAUUUUUCCAUCUAGGACAGUACCUUAAAAAUGGAAGAUUUGGGUUCUUUCUGGAACUAUCAAGAGAGUUUUGAUGACUUGAAACUGAAUCUUCAAUACACUGCAAUGGAGCUACAGUCUGCGAAAAUGGAAGCGAAUGAGCAAAUAAGGAAAUACAAGGAGGAGUUGAAGCUGAUGCUCAAUCUCCUGAACCUUGCUUACCAAGAAAGAGAUGAAGCAAGAGACCAAUUGCAGAAGCUACUCAACAAGUUCAUGCCGUGUGAAACCCCGUUUAUGAUUGCAGCCAAAACCAACUCCAGCAUCACUGAAUCCAACAGUUUAUCAGACGCAUAUAAUAAUCAUUCUUCCCCUGUCGAUUCCUUGUUCGAUGCCGUCAAUUCAUCGGAUUUUCCCGCCGUUAAAAUGGCCGAUCCGAGUGGAAUGGGGCUUUUGACACAACCCUUUGGGUUGGUUCCUUCAAUGUUUAAUGGUGAAAAAGGUGUGAUUGAUAACCUUGCAAAGGGGAAAACUUUGCCGGAGAAAGGGAAGCUUUUGCAGGCUGUAAUGGAAGCCGGGCCUCUCCUUUCGACACUUCUUGUUGCCGGUCCUCUUCCUCAAUGGAGAAACCCUCCUCCUUCCGACACUUUUAAAAUCCCCCCUGUAUCCGUUUCUAAAACUGAAAAUGAGAAACCAGUGAUUCGAAAACGAGUGAACUCGUCAUGGUAUCCUGAAGUGACUCGCGGGACUCAUCAAAUGUGUUCAUCGGCCAUGUUGAGUUUUGCAAGUUCUGGUUCUGGGAUGAUUCACUCGCCGAUCAUGAGUUCGGGUGCUUGUGCUAAUGCUCAAAUCACACUGACAAAGCGGCAGAGGAUUUAACGAGGCUUGAAAGAAGCUUUGGCUUCAUUUUUGUAAAGAUUAAAAAAGUUGAGGGGUGAUGGUGUAAAUUUGAUACUUUUUGAGGGGUUGAAUUGAUUGAAAGAUAUAUCAUAGCCAUUUUACACUUUUUUUAAUUACUUCAGUUUAUUCUUUU
This is a messenger RNA of Hibiscus syriacus, 1042 nucleotides long. RefSeq lists its product as uncharacterized. NCBI's taxonomy places the organism in Eukaryota, Viridiplantae, Streptophyta, Magnoliopsida, Malvales, Malvaceae. The transcript is spliced from 2 exons. Bases 64 to 888 code for a protein of 274 amino acids. The record is from RefSeq and is a predicted model, not a curated record.